GAAGCACAGAGCGUCUGCUCUUCGACGUCAGAUGGCUUCAGUCACCGCAAGUCCUGUUAAGUACUGUUAAAGCGUGUCGUUUGCAAAGGCUGGCGUUUAAGUGCAGAUCACUUCUCGAUUCCAGGCUCAGCUGCACCAAAGUGCUGGAUUCCUGACUGAAGGUAUGCAUAGUGAGGAGCUUUCAUGCUUUCGCUAGAGGGACUGUAGGGCUUAAAUACAAGCAACACCAUGAGUGUGUCCUCCAGUCAUCUGGUCUUGGCUGCCAUCUUGUGGGUGAUGCCAUGCACCAGAGUGGCUAUGACUCUGACCAACACCACAGAACUCUCUCCCAUCAUUGCUGUGUCUGGAAUUGACCUGAGCUGGAACAACACAAGCAGCAUCGAUGUGCCUCAUAUCCGGAGGAAGCGCUACAUUUCCUCCCAGGAUAUGAUGGCUUUGUUGGACUACCACAACAGUGUGAGAUCUCAGGUUUUCCCACCUGCUGCGAACAUGGAGUACAUGGUGUGGAAUGACAGACUUGCUAAAUUGGCUGAAUCCUGGGCCUUGCAGUGCAAAUGGGAUCAUGGGCCAUCACAUGUCAUGAGGUACACAGGCCAGAACCUGUCCAUCACCACCGGAAGGUAUAGAUCAGUCAUUGAGCUGGUAAAGUCAUGGCAUGAUGAGAAGUAUUCCUUCUCCUACCCCAACAGAUGCACCGGCUCUGUCUGCACCCAUUACACACAGAUGGUAUGGGCCAGCACCAAUAGGAUUGGGUGUGCCAUCAACAGGUGUUCAAAUAUGUAUGUGUUUGGUACAAAAUGGAAACAAGCCACCUUGCUAGUCUGCAACUACUCCAUCAAAGGUAACUGGGUCGGAGUAGCUCCAUACAAGACAGGAAAGCCAUGUUCAGCUUGUCCUUCUGUUUAUGGUGGAUCGUGUAACAAGAAUCAGUGCUCCACAUCAAAACACAGGAAGAAGCUUAAGAGGUUUUAGUCACACUGAUUAAAGCGAAUGAAUUGUGAUUGACCCAAGAAUUUGGAAGCACAUUUUUUGUGUUGCACCACUAUUAAAUUUGAUUGUGUGUUUUGUAAAAUAUAGCCUAUUUUACACUUUUUUACACCACACUCUAACUAACAAAUUAUAACACACACUGCCCCACUAUUGUAAUUGUCAUAGUCUUCCCAAGAGUCAGUCCUGUGACUCUGCCGUUGUCUCUCGUCCUGUCCCUGGACUGUUUGCACUGUUUUGUAUAUUUGCAUUACUGUAAGAGUGGAAUUGCCGUUAGGUUCACGUUGAGAGUUAAGCACUUUUAUGGUUUGUGUACACCCAAUAAAGUUUCUAACCUUAUGGCAUAAGCUUAUUUAGAGUUUAGUUGUUGUUUCGCCAUAUUCGAGUUAUUAUCUUCUACACAUAGGUACCAGACUCGUUGCAAGGACGUAGUUGUGUUUGGGAAUGGGGAUUAUAAAAAAUAAAAAAAUAAAUAAAUAAAA
This is a messenger RNA of Silurus meridionalis, 1469 nucleotides long. RefSeq names its product R3H domain containing-like (gene r3hdml). NCBI's taxonomy places the organism in Eukaryota, Metazoa, Chordata, Actinopteri, Siluriformes, Siluridae. The transcript has 6 exons. Bases 229 to 972 code for a protein of 247 amino acids. The record is from RefSeq and is a predicted model, not a curated record.